Molecule: messenger RNA, 1060 nt
Organism: Pleuronectes platessa (European plaice)
Lineage: Eukaryota; Metazoa; Chordata; Actinopteri; Pleuronectiformes; Pleuronectidae
Gene: il20rb
Product: cytokine receptor family member B16
Exons: 6
Coding region: 194-1060 (288 amino acids)
Molecular function (GO): interleukin-20 binding
Source: RefSeq, a predicted model, not a curated record
CAUGAAGCUGCUUCUGUGUGUGGAGCGACAGAUCAGAGCCUGAAACUCUGAGGGACUUUUGGACAGGACUCUGGAUUAAAUGCUGGUUUCUGGGCAGUUCACGUGCAGGUGACUGGUUGGUUUUGGACAUGGUGGACCUGACCAGGGACCAGACCUUCGUCCUCCUCUUCCUCUGGAGCCGAACGCCGCGGUCAUGAGACUGAGGAGGCCUGUGAGUCUGCUGCAGAUGAUGAUCGUGGUCCUGCUGGACGGGGUUUGGACGCUGUCGGCUCCUGACGCAGUCUCCAUGGACUCCACAGACAUGAGACACACCCUGAGGUGGCGCCCCCUGCAGGAUUCAUGCAACACCUCAAUUCUCUACUCUGUCCAGUUCCAGGGGGAGUUUGAGGUGACGGUGCUGGACGGCAGCUGGGUGGAUGCUCCUGAGUGCCAUCUGAUUCAGCACACACACUGCGACCUGACCCUUGACCUGGGCUCCGACUCCGACUACAACGUCCACGUCAGAGGUCAGUGCGGGUCGCAGCCCUCAGCCUGGGCGGAGCUCCGCCGACCCUUCAACCGCAGAGACACCGUCCUGACGGUUCCAGAGAUGAAGGUGUCGGCAGCGGUCCAGGGUCUUCACGUGGUUUUUGAGAAGCUUCCUCUCACUGCCCUUGUCAUGGUGACGGUGUGGAGAACAGGCGACGAGCUGAAGGCUCAAGCCUACUCCGUGACAGCUGAGGAGGCAGAGCUGGAGGUCGCCGCCCUGCAGGAGGGAGAGAGGUACUGCGUCCGGGCGCAGAGCUUCAUGGGAACACAGCUCCAGAGCAGCAGCACUGACACCCAGUGUGUGUCAAUCACAGGUCCAGACGCCGCGUGGAGGAGUCCGACCACCGUGACCGUGACCGUCAUCAUCAUGGCCGGCCUCCUGUUCGCUGUGUUCUGGUUCAUCGUUCACUGGCGUCCAAACAUCUGCCAGACGUGUUUCCAUAAAGAGCCACUGCCCGACUCACUGGUCAGUUCAAAGUCUCUGAAAUACGUGAACCAUCGAAACCAUGAUUUUACUUUUAUUACACCUUGA